AUGGGGAAUGCCCUUGAGACGCUGUGUGGUCAGGCAUUUGGUGCUGGACAAACUAAUAUGCUUGGUAUAUACAUGCAACGUUCGAUAAUAAUCCUCUUCUCCACUUGUCUUCUCCUGUUGCCCCUCUAUGUGUUUGCGACCCCAAUUUUGAAGCUGCUUGGACAAGAAGACGACAUAGCAAAUCCAGCAGGAGUAUAUACACUUCUGGUUGCCCCUCAAUUGUUUUCCCUCGCAGUCACUUUUCCGACUCAAAAGUUUCUUCAAGCCCAGAGCAAAGUCCUCGUGCUUGCAUGGAUCGCAGCUUUUUCAUUGGUUGCACAGACUUUUCUAUGUUGGCUAUUUAUUUAUGUAUUCGGCUGGGGACCAGUUGGUGCAGCCAUAGCAUUCGACCUUACAAGUUGGUUCACGGCCUUUGCACAAUUUGGUUAUGUGGUUGGUUGGUGCAAGGAUGGUUGGAAGGGAUUUUCUUGGGCUGCGUUUAAAGAUUUAUGGUCCUUUGUGAGACUCUCCCUUGCAUCUGCUGUCAUGCUAUGCCUCGAGAUAUGGUACAUGAUGAGUAUCAUUGUGCUAGCUGGAAAUUUUGACAAUGCCGUAACUGCUGUUGGUUCCCUUACCAUUUGCAUGAACAUUAAUGGAUGGGAAAGCAUGUUGUUCAUUGGAGUCAAUGCUGCUAUAAGUGUUCGUGUCUCAAAUGAGCUUGGCUUAGGACAUCCAAGAGCAACAAAAUAUUCUGUCUAUGUCACAGUCUUUCAAUCACUCUUGAUUGGGAUUUUGUGCAUGAUUAUUGUCCUAGCAACGAGAAAUCAUUUUGGAAUUAUUUUUACACAUAGCGAAACUAUGCAACGUGCCGUUGCUCACCUUUCUGUACUCCUUGGAGUUACAAUGCUUCUCAAUAGUGUCCAACCCGUGAUAUCAGGUGUUGCCAUUGGAGGUGGGUGGCAAGCUCUAGUAGCCUACAUCAACUUGGCUUGUUACUAUGUUUUUGGUCUUCCUCUUGGAUAUUUUCUUGGCUAUGUGGCUCAUAUAGGAGUGAUGGGACUCUGGGGUGGCAUGAUAGCUGGAGUAGCUCUUCAAACCUUGCUGCUGCUCCUAGUACUUUACAAAACCAACUGGAUAAAGGAGGUUGAGCAAACAACAGAGCGUAUGCGGAAGUGGGGAGGGCAAUACGUAAGAGAGAAAUCACAAGGUGAUCAGCUUCCAUAAAAAUGGAAUACCUUGAAACUUUUAUAAGAACUCUUGAUAGUUAAUUUCAAUUUUUUUUUUUCUCAUUUAAAAUUUAUCAGGGUGAUCUGUACUUUAGUGUUCAAUUUCUUUCAUUUUGGAGCUCAUA
Molecule: messenger RNA, 1330 nt
Organism: Olea europaea var. sylvestris
Lineage: Eukaryota; Viridiplantae; Streptophyta; Magnoliopsida; Lamiales; Oleaceae
Product: protein DETOXIFICATION 35-like
Exons: 6
Coding region: 1-1203 (400 amino acids)
Biological process (GO): xenobiotic detoxification by transmembrane export across the plasma membrane
Cellular component (GO): membrane
Molecular function (GO): xenobiotic transmembrane transporter activity; antiporter activity
Source: RefSeq, a predicted model, not a curated record